Mercenaria mercenaria is the source of this 2970-nucleotide messenger RNA. RefSeq names its product TPR repeat-containing protein DDB_G0287407-like. Bases 264 to 2861 code for a protein of 865 amino acids. Gene Ontology annotation, molecular function: ADP binding. NCBI's taxonomy places the organism in Eukaryota, Metazoa, Mollusca, Bivalvia, Venerida, Veneridae. The transcript has 19 exons. The record is from RefSeq and is a predicted model, not a curated record. Gene Ontology annotation, cellular component: Cul4-RING E3 ubiquitin ligase complex.
UAACAGAUUUUUCCCGCCAUAUGUCAUGACAAGACUUGUUUAAACGUGGUUUGUUUACAAUCCAAAACAUUGGAUUAUACGUUUAUUUAAAGGGCGUUGUAAUAAGAACAUUCCGAGAGGUUGUUGAGAUUUGUCUUUAAUAGGAAUACAUUGGACUAAAAUGUACAUGUUAUACAACAUUGUAUGAACAGUGCAGUGACAUAAAGAAGGGCAGAUGAUUAGAUAUUGGCACAGGUAGUGCAGGUAGUAAAUUCAUUGACUAGAUGUACAGGAGAUUUAAACACGGCAUAGAUGAAGUACAAGAUGUUGUACAAAGAAGUUUGUCAAACCUGUCAGUGGUUGAUCUGCAUCCAUCCCAGUCAGCUGACAAAGUUGACCCAGAAAUACUGCAGACAGUGCAGGAAUGCUGGGAAGAGAUUGGUUCCCAGUGUGUAGAAUAUGGGCACCAGUCAAGGUAUAGUAAGGUGACAGAUGAUGGAGAAUGGAGAACUGUACGGAUAUUUGUGUCAUCAACAUUUACGGAUUUCUUCUGUGAAAGAGAAGUACUUGUUAAAAAGGUAUUCCCCGAGUUACGAGAGUGGUGUCAUGAGCGCAUGUUGUAUGUGGUAGACUGUGACUUGCGCUGGGGAGUACCAAAGGACACAACCACUUCAGAGACUAUUGCAAUAUGCCUUGAGGAGCUUGACAGAUGUAUUGACGAGACACAUGGAGAACCAUUCUUUCUAAACAUGACUGGAGAAAGGUAUGGCUGGAUUCCAGCUUCAGAUGACUUACCAGAGGCACUAAGAAAGAGGUUUCACUGGGUGCCAAAUACCUCUAUAACUUUUAUGGAAGUUCUGCAUGGUGCAUACAGGAUGCAGAAUCCAAAUGCUUUAUUCAUGAUGAGGGACAGUUCAAUUCUCAAGGACAUUCCAGAGGAGCAGAUGUCUCGAUAUAAAGAUACAGAUCAGUUACAGGUCCAACAUCUCAAGCAACUGAAGACAUGGCUACAGUCAAGAUUUCCUGAGCAAAUGCACGAGUACUCGUGCAAUGCAGAGGGAACGGUUAAACUGCAUGACAAAGAAAUGGUGAAUAUCACUGGAUUAGAAGACUUCUGUGAUCAAGUCUUAAAGUUUUUCAAAGCAGCCAUUACAAGAACAUUCCCCAACAGAGAGUGUGUCCAGGUACAGGAUUCCAAAGUUCUUAUAGAAAAUGCCAGUCAGAAGAAGUUUGUGGAGGAAUUAGCAGGUAGCAUGCUUGGACGUAAACAGGAAGCUGAGCAGAUUUUGUCCUUUCUACAGGGACAUAAUGAUCAGGAUCUCGUAGCUGGAAAGACAAGUAAACCAUUUUCAAGAGAUGUAGAGUUCUGGCAUGACUUCACUGACUGUGAUAAUGCCCUCCUGCGUUUGUCUGGUGAAUCAGGUUAUGGAAAGACAACUUUGUUAGCAUUCAUUGCACAUCAAGCUGUUAGGAAUGGUAUGGAUGUGUUUUACCAUUUCUGUGGAAGUAGUGGUAACUCCCAGAAUGCCUCGCUGUUGAUGCAGAGACUAGCAGCUUUCCUGAAACAAGACCACUCUACAGAGUAUCUUGAAACACUGUACCAGUCAGAUGAUGGGAAACUAAAGGAUAUGAUAAGACAAGCACUUCUAGCCUUGAAGAAUAAGCCUGCUGACAAACCCAUAGUGUUGGUAUUUGAGGCCCUGAAUCAGUUAUCAUCAGCAGACACUUUGAAACAUAUAAGCUGGUUGCCUCCAAAGUUCCCCGCUGGAGUACGGUGUAUAGUGAGCAGUACUGAGCAUCCCCCUACAGUGAGCAGGAUCCGGGAAUAUGCUUAUUAUAAUAUGAAACUAGAGGCUUUGAAAACAUCAGAUGCUAGAGACAUUAUACAGCUGUUCCUUCAGAAAUUUAAUAAGAGAUUGGAUAAUGACCAGUUAUCUUUGAUCCUGGAUUCUAAAUGUUCUGAGAGUCCUCUGUGGCUGUACUUGAUUUGUGAGGAACUGAGAAUCUACGGUGACUUCCGGUCUCUCACCAAGCACGUGCAAGCUGUUACCACUAGUACUGAAGGAAUGAUUGAGGCUGUACUGAGACGCUUGAUCAAGGAAGAUGAUACCAACUAUAUGGAGAAGACACUAUGUCUGAUAACAUGCUGUUCUGGUGUGAUAACUGUCCAAGAUCUACAAAGAAUGCUAGGAAACAUAUCAAAGAAAGAACCACUGGCACCGCUUUUGUGGGCCAAAGUUAAAAGGAACCUUUCUUCCUACCUGAGAGUCACAAACUACAAUGAUCAAAUCACAUUUGUGCAUGUGAAGAUAAAAAAUGUGAUCUAUGAUUGUUUGAUAAAGAACCAAACAGAAGCAAAACAAUGGCAUACUAUACUUGCUGACUAUAUAGAGUAUUGGUGUGAAAAUACAACACUCAGAAUGGAAGCCCUGCCACAUCAUCUACAGCAAGCUGGGUUAAGAAAAAGAUUGGUGCAUUUUGUGAGAGAAGUUCCUGAAUCAGCACGUAUCCCAACAUUUAGACGCAGUGCAAUUAUGUUGGAAUGUCGCUGUCGGAACCUUGCUGAUCCGAUAAUAAAGGGGGUUGCUCCAGUAUAUAUAUGUACAUUUUGUCAACACAAACGUGCUAUUUAUCACCCAGGUGGAUAUCAUUCUAAUGAAGAUAUGUGUGUCGUGUGUGGAAAUGUCAGUUUUAACAAUCCGCACACUGCACUGGCUCAUGCAUGUAACUUUCACUCCAUGCACCAGCAUGCUACAUCUCCACGAUGUUUUCUUUGCGAAAAGGUUGUUGGACUGAAUAUGUUUACACCGGCGAAAUUGUGCAUACAUUGUGGCUUUGGAAACUACGGGAAGAGAUGUGUUGCCAUGGAUAUGAGUUUAUGAUACUUAACUUGUACUGCACCGUGACGAAAUUUCCCACCUCUGUCGCAAGGUGUUUUUGAAAGACACUAUGGGGAAUGGGGAAAUGAGAGUUUAUGCGCGUGAUACCUCA